AAAUUCGAGUCCAAACAUCCACACCACUCUCCGCACCGUCGGGCAGGGAAAAAAAAAAAAUCUUUUUCAUCUCCCCGGCGGCGCGCGUGGCUUCUCUUCGCCAUCCGAUGGAAGAGGAGAAAUCGAUGGCGAGAAGCUCCUGCCCUUCCUCGCGGUGGCGGUGCUGCUGCCAGAGCUGGGUCGAUCCAAUGGAAGAGGAGGCUCUUUAUCGCCCACAUGAAGGAAGCUUGCUCUCCGAAAUGGAGCCCCAGAGUAGAAGCCAAGAAGCCAAAUUAGUUAGCUUUUGUAAGGAGAUUAUUGUAGCCAGAAGUACCAUUGAAGAUGAUUCGAUUGUGGGACAUGAACUUUUUCUAGCAAACAGGAGUCGAGAAGCAGAAUCGAUCGGUUUUUCCAAGGAGAUGACUGCAACCAAUAAAACAAGGGCAUGCCAAGACCUGCCAGCAGAAAUGCAUCAAAUUGGAGAUCAGGGUACAGGAACUGCGAAAUCACGGCUGCUUAUGAUCUGUGCUGCAAAUUCCUGGAAACACCCAUCAUUUAUUUUGUGCGAGGAAGGACCUGAACAACAAAAAAGAUUCUCGUGUAAGAUCAUUCUGGAGGUAGAUACAAUCACAAUCACUAUUUUGGAGUGCUUCAGUGAAUCACAACCUCAUGAACAAGAGGCCGAAGAGCAAGCCGCAGAAGGAGCACUAUGGUUUCUCAAUCGCUUGGGACAUACUUAAAGCGGUUGUCGACAAUAUCACUCAGAUUCUCAUCGACUCAUUUUGUCAUCAUUCUAACUUAUUUGACAAAGGGAGCUGAAAAGAGAAGCCUUUUGCUACCAUUGAUUGUGGUAUUUCUUUCUCAAGAGAAAAAAGGUUCUACCAUUGUUGUCUAUGACGCACAAGGAGCUCCAAGCUGAAAAAUCUAAACCGCCAUUAGAGUAGCAGCUCGGAACUAGUCUUAACAACAAUUCGCUCGGGAGAAUGUAAAAUAUAAACACCCUUUGUUUUCUGAAUCAUGAAUCUCUUCAGGUCCAAGCUUUGUAUCGAAUGCUCUUUAUUUGAAAUCUUUACACCAUGUUGCUGCUGAA
This is a messenger RNA of Zingiber officinale, 1069 nucleotides long. Its product is annotated as dicer-like protein 4. NCBI's taxonomy places the organism in Eukaryota, Viridiplantae, Streptophyta, Magnoliopsida, Zingiberales, Zingiberaceae. The transcript is spliced from 4 exons. The record is from RefSeq and is a predicted model, not a curated record. The coding region runs from base 108 to 719 and encodes 203 amino acids.